AUGAUACACUCCCGAGGUGCACAAGGAUCGACCGCGGAAGUUGUCUGGACACAGAUCCUCCAAGGUAUAGGAGGAGGCAUUGCCGCAAUCACAUCUCAGGUUGGAGCUCAAGCUUCCGUACCACAUGUCGAUGUGGCGAUGGUCACUGCUGUCGUGAAGUUGUUGUUCAGGGAAGUUGGAGGUGCCGUUGGCAAUGCUAUUUCUGGAGCCAUAUGGACCAACCAGACAGUGCCUGACAGACUAGCAGUUCACCUUCCGACUCUCAACGAAACGGAACGAGCUCAAAUAUUUUCUUCCAUCUCUCUCAUCCGGGAUACAUACCCUGAAGCAUAUAGCGAUGUUAUGAAAUCCCUACUUAUAACCGCGACAUGUAUCUCUAUCCUUCCGUUGGUGCUCUCGCUUGCGAUGCCUGGUUGGCAUCUUGGUGACACGCAGAAUGCGGUGGAUCAUGUGGAUCUGGCUGAGGAUGCCAAUGGGGUUGGCGAUUUCGAUGAUGGUGGUUCUGUUUUACUCGGUGGAGGAGGAGUAUCGUAUUUGGCGUAA
Messenger RNA from Marasmius oreades (fairy-ring Marasmius), 543 nucleotides. RefSeq lists its product as uncharacterized. Lineage: Eukaryota; Fungi; Basidiomycota; Agaricomycetes; Agaricales; Marasmiaceae. The coding region runs from base 1 to 543 and encodes 180 amino acids. Gene Ontology annotation, molecular function: transmembrane transporter activity. The transcript is spliced from 5 exons. Gene Ontology annotation, biological process: transmembrane transport. The record is from RefSeq and is a predicted model, not a curated record.